AAAUACCAAAAGAAUUUGCUUCUAAAUUUAGCAUUCUACUUAGUAUUUGGUCCAAUUUUUAUAUAUCUAUUCAUAAACGACGCUUUAAAAAUGGUUUUAUUAUUUAUUGCUUUCAGAAUGUUGAUCAUAUACUUGAGAAUAAGAUAAAAUUUCUAUUAAAAUAAAAAGAGAUUUCAAAAAGAUUGUAAAAAAGCUUUGGUUUUCUAAGGAUAAGCUUUUAUUAAAUGUAUUUAUGGAGGAAACAAAAAGAGCAAACCUAUGCUGUAUAUUUAAAAUAUGGGAAAAGAAGUUAAAAUUUUAGAUUUAUUUUAGAAUUCAUUCACUUAAAUAAAUAUCUCAUAGGGUAAAUUGCUUGAGCUCUAUAAAAAAUAAGGAAUUCUAGUUAUUUUCUAAGAUCAUUUUGUCACUAACAAGAUUUAUCUUUAUCAUAUCGGUCAUAAGAGAUUGAUUAAUCAAUUUAAUAUCAAGGCAGAUUAACUAGUACCAAAUGAUUAAGACAUGCUAGUCGCAACUAAAUAUACUUCUAGUUAUUUGACAAAUACAAUGAGUAUAGUAAAUCUUCUAGAUGGACAAGUUAUGUAUUUAUGUGAAUUAAUGUGCAAGAUUCAUUUAUUCAUUAAAUUUUAAGAAUGCUAUUACUUAUUUUUUACAGAAAAUGAUUAAUUGUAUGUUUGGAUUUUCAAUAAAAACUUUCUUUCAGGGUUUUAAAAAUGGUUUUAUGAUGAGUAAAAUUAAGGUGAAAACUUAGAGGAAUAAUAAAAUUCUAAUUAGCCAAACAGUGAAUUUUAAAUUGGACAAGAUUAGCAAAUCGAAUUAGUUAUCCCAGAAAGAAAUCAGAAUGAAAUAAAUGAGCAAAUAGUUUUUAACAAUAUCCAAAAUAAUAUAAAUUCUUUUGAAUAAUAUAAAUAACAUCAAAAAUUUAACUUGCCUAACAAUCUAAAAAUAGAUGAAGAAAAUUAAUAUAAUUAAGUGGAGUGGAAUUAGUCUAAAGAUGAUAAAAAUCUAGAAAAAAACAUUUUCAUUAAAGAUUAAAUGACAGAUUCGAAUAUUGAUACAGAUUUGAUAAACCAGUAAUAAAAUUAAGUUUAAGAUGAUUAUUCUUUAAUUCAAUAAGAGAACAAAGGAAAUAUCGAUUCUAUUAAAUCAAUAAAUCAAAAGUUGCAUAUUUGCAGCAGUAAUCCUAAUCUAACGAUAGAAAUAGUCAGAUUAAGUGAUAAAUUAGUACUAAUCAACAAAGGUAUUUAAUAACUUUACUUUGAUCUUGGUUGCUAAGAAGUUGUUAAGAAGUAGUCAGAUUUUCUACUAGAUGUAAGAAUUAAAAAAAUUUAAAAUUGUGAAGGGGGCUAUUCUGUAUCUAAUGAUUUAUUUAAUGAAUAUUACAAUUAUGAGUCAAAAAUAUAUUAAAGCUAAGGCUAUUUAUCUUUUGCAAUUGCAAACAAUGAAUUUACUUCUCUACUUUAUGGUGAAAGAGUUUUUAGGUAUUACUAGCUGUAAGAAGAUACCUGCAUUUUUAAAAAAAGAUUAAGAUGA
This is a messenger RNA of Tetrahymena thermophila SB210, 1530 nucleotides long. RefSeq lists its product as hypothetical. The record is from RefSeq and is a predicted model, not a curated record. The transcript is spliced from 4 exons. NCBI's taxonomy places the organism in Eukaryota, Ciliophora, Oligohymenophorea, Hymenostomatida, Tetrahymenidae.